ACACAGGGGGAAGUCCCAUAGUUAAUAACCAAAUAAGCUUCUAUCCUGAACUCUCACAGUCUCACUCCCAUCUUCAAACCAAGAAUUCUCCCUUCUCCCGCCACCGCGUCUUCAUCUCGCCAGAAGCUGAGGGCCAGCAGUGUUCUGCUGGUGUUCUUGGGUGGUGUUGUCUCCCUCCUGUGUGCCGUCUCCGUCUGGACACCCCUGGUUUGUCCCGUCAGCAUUGUAAGACUGCGUGGAAGUGUGCGUAGGGGUUGCUUCUCUUCGAGAUAUCUUUCCUUUCUCAGCAGCCCACUUCUCAGAAGCUGGUAAGCCUCAGCUUCUCUUGGUUUGCCUUGUUCCUCUGAGUCUAAGGUUUAUCAUUUGCUGAUGGCUUCUAACUGCGGUGUUGGUCAGUACUGGGAUACCUUAAUCAAAAAGUGUUUCCAGUGUCACAUGGAAUGUCACCGACUGCAUGUCAUCCCCAGAUGCGCCAGUUUCUGUGAGUCCACAAAUUGUAAGGCACGGCCUGGCCACUACUUCGAUGGUCUGCUGAAGAAAUGUAUUAGAUGCACUGAGGUUUGUGGCAGACAUCCGGCAGAAUGCUCCCAGGACUGCCAGAUUUUGCAACCACCCGUGACCACUAAAAGGCUCUUGGUUACCUCACACGUGUCAUAUUCCAGAGCGGCCACAGGCCUGGAAGACGCCACUCUUCUGCUAUAUCCCCUGCUGUCUCUUUGCAUGGUGCUGCUGUUUUCUAGCUUGUGUCUAGCCUUGGUUGUCUUUCUGAGGGGAGCCAGGGCCAAGAACUCCAAGCUACAAGCAAAGGAGGCUAACUGCAGCUGCAAGGAAUGUGUGGUCCAGCAUGGCCAGGAGGUUGGCCAGUCAGUUUACCAGUUGGGGCAGAGCUCCAAAGAUUUUGCAACUAAUUCAAGCCAUCCAACUGAUUGUGAGCCAUCGGAAGACUCCAGCCCAACUGAGACCUGCGUGUGUGUCCACUGUUUCCCCGAUCUGAAAGCAAUAGGCCAGGGCAAUGACAGGCCACUAAGACCGUCUUUCUCAUUCUACCCGCAGGCUGUCGUCCCCAGAGCCCAUGUGCAAAAGGGAGAGGCUCUGUGGACUCAGGGGAAUGCACACCCGGUACGGGAAGGGUGCAGGUCUCAGGGGACGGGCCAGAUCUGUCCCCAGCUCACAUUAGAGGAUUCAGUCGGUCACAGUGUAUUGGAUUUUCAAUAACAACCAAGGUUUUGAAGCAACCUUUAAGUCAAGCUUGUCUACCACCCCUAUCAGCCACUCAACAGCAAGACUGCUGUUCAGAAUCGGUCAGAAUCUGUAUUAAUAAACAAGUGAAGCAAAUCAUUCCAUUAGAAAUAUUUCAGAUGCUGUUGUGUGGUUGACUCAUCUAAAACAUGAAAAACUCUGCCAUGUUUUACUCCUGUUUCACUCCCGACCCGAUGAAGGCAUGUUGACGGUGAGGGUUUUGCCACAGGAUAGCAAAAAGCUUGUUUAGAAAAACACUUAAAUGUUUCAGAUCAAACAAAAUUUAAAUGUUAGACAAAGAUAACACAAGUAAACACAAAAAGCAGUUUCUAAAUGAAGGUGUUUAUUAUUAAAGGGGAAAAAACAAAUCCAAACCUACAUGGCCCAUGUGAAAAAGAGAUUGCAUCCUAGACAUAAUACCUGGUUGGACCACCCUUAGCAGCAACAACUGCAAUCAAGUGUUCGUGAUAACUGGCAAUGAGUCUUUCACAGUGCUGUGGAGGAAUUUUGGCCCACUCAUCCUUGCAGAAUUAUUGUAAUUCAGCCACAUUGGAGGGUUUGAGCAUGAACCACCUUUUAAAGGUUAUGCCACAGCAUCUCAAUGGGAUUCAGGUCGGGACUUUGACUAGGCCACUCCAAAGGCUUCAUUUUGUUUUUCUUAAGCCGUUCAGAGGUGGUCUUGCUAGUGUUUUUUGGAUCAUUGUCCUGCUGCAGAACCCAAGUGCACUUCCGAACUUGAACAGAUGGCCGGACAUUCUCCUUCAGGAUGUUUUCAUGGUUCCAUUUAACACAGCAAGUCCUCCAGGUCCUCAGGCAGCAAAACAGCCCUGGACCAUCACACCACCAUAUUUUACUGUUGGUAUAAUGUUCCUCUUCUGAAAUGUUGUGUUACUUUUAUGCCACAUGUAGUGGGACACACGCCUUCCAAAAAGUUCAACUUUUGUCUUGUCAGUCCACAGAAUAUUUUCCCAAAAGUUUUGGGGAUCAUCAAAAUGUUUUCUGGCAAAACGGAGACGAGUCUUCGUGUUCCGUUUGCUCAGCAGUGGUUUUCGUCUUGGAGCUCUGCCAUGCAGGCCAUUGUUGUCCGAUCUCUUUCUUAUGGUGGAGUCAUGAACACUGCACUUAACUGAGGCAAGUGACGCCUGCAGUUCUUUGGAUGUUGUUCUGGGGUCUUUUGUGACCUCUUGGAUGAGUGGUCCCUGCACUCUUGUGGUAAUUUUGGUUGGCUGGCCACUCUUGGGAAGGUUUACCACUGUUCCAUGUUUUUGCCAUUUGUGGAUAAUGGCUCUCACUGUGGUUUGCUGGAGUCCCAAAGCUUUAUAAAUGGCUUUAUAACAUUUUCCAACAUUUUUAGAUCUCAGUUACUUUGUUUCUCAUUUGUUCAUGAAUUUCCUUGGAGCAGCAUAAUGUCUGGCUUUUGAGGAUUUUUUGGUCUACUCCACUUUGUCAGGCAGGUCCUAUUUAAGUGUUUGUUGAUUGAGGACAGGUGUGGCAGUAAUCAGGGCAGGGUGUGGCUAGAGAAAUUGAACUGAGCUUUCCAAAGAUGUGAUACACCACAGUUAAUUUAUGUUUUAAGGGGGGCGACCUUCAUUUAGAAACUGCAUUUGGUGUUUACUUGUGUUAUCUUUGUCUAAUAUUUGAUUGAUGAUAGUCCAAAUUGAAAUAUUGACUGACAAAACAGUCUCAUUAAAUUAUCUUGUUUAAAGAGAAUUGAGAUUAGAAUGCUGUAGGCUGAAGGUAAUGCAAAGGAGCCCAGACUUCAGUGACUGCAGGCCUGUGAGCCAAAGCUUGCUGCAAUAUAUGUAAUGCAUGUAAAUAAUGUCUAAUAAUGUUUAUGCUGUUUUAUUUUCUGCAGGGUAAAAACUUGCUCUUUUAAAUAUGUUUUUCAUAAUCUGAGAAUGGCAGCCAGACUGACGCUGUUUGUCAGUCAAAAGGAACUGGAAGAUCCCGAGUAUCAGUUUGUAUCUUAAUAACAUAAUAGGUGCUUGCUGUUUGCUUCUUGCAUUGAGUUUCAGUUUCUCUCCAAGGGGGAAAAAGUAUGCACCGACCCCUGAGUACUACUAUUCUUCAAUCAGCAACAUUAAAUGAAAUAUUUGUAAUGAAUGUACUUUCACAAAACAAUAAGACAAAGAGAGAAAUCUCAUAUUCCAUUAUCAUGGACAAUAAAUAACAAAAGUCUUUACAGA
This is a messenger RNA of Scatophagus argus, 3425 nucleotides long. Its product is annotated as tumor necrosis factor receptor superfamily member 13B. Gene Ontology annotation, cellular component: plasma membrane. The transcript has 6 exons. Bases 370 to 1215 code for a protein of 281 amino acids. The record is from RefSeq and is a predicted model, not a curated record. Lineage: Eukaryota; Metazoa; Chordata; Actinopteri; Scatophagidae.